Malaya genurostris is the source of this 2420-nucleotide messenger RNA. Its product is annotated as zinc finger protein 558-like. Gene Ontology annotation, molecular function: zinc ion binding. The record is from RefSeq and is a predicted model, not a curated record. The coding region runs from base 187 to 2271 and encodes 694 amino acids. NCBI's taxonomy places the organism in Eukaryota, Metazoa, Arthropoda, Insecta, Diptera, Culicidae. Gene Ontology annotation, cellular component: nucleus. The transcript has 6 exons.
CCUACAUCGACAGUUGACGUUCCAAUAUCUAAAAUUCUCACAAACGCUGCUGUUUACACUAAAUUGGUGGUAUGUUUGAACGGUUGUUUGGUUAUUUGCAACUCUUGGUGCAGAAAAAUUUCCCACUUUAUUUUUGAAAAUACGACUUCGUAAUAAUUUACUGUGGUCUGUGGUCACUUGGCAGUAAUGACGAUAUUCAAACUCGAACGCUUCCCACAUGUCUGCCGGUCAUGUCUUCAACCAAAAGCGGAAGAAAAAAUGUACGAUCUAAAUGGACACAGCGAGAAACACGGUUCCAAGCUAAUAGAUCUACUGGACGAACUAACAUUCCCUAUUCCACAAGAACUGAAUAAUUUAACACCCAACAGCAUAUGUGCCGAUUGUUUGGUCGAACUGGACCGAAUUGUGGAGUACAAAAAACGAAUCAAUUACGUUUUGAAGUUCAUAUUUGGUUUAGCACAACUCAAAAAGGGCAAUGUAACUACAUUAAAGGAGUUAUUCAGUGAUGACAAAGAUGACAUAUUAACACUUUUGAAGAAGCUCGGUGUUCUGAACAAAGAUGAUCUUCGUUUUGAGGAUUUACUUGGGGAGUUCCCUCAAUACGACAUCAGUUCAAUAACGGACGUCAAAAGAGAAAGCCAAGAAGAAGAUUUUGAAAUAGAUUUCCUAGAAGAUUCUCUAGUAAAAGUGGAAGUAGACGAGGGAGGAUUGAUAGUUGAAUAUUUGGAAACCGCCGUCAAACGUAAGAGAGGUCGUCCCAAAGCCAAACAUGACGAAAAUUCGAAGCCUAAGAAAAAAGUCGGUCGACCCAGAAAGGAUGUCGAAGCAUCUGGUGAUGAAAAAUCAUUUAACAAUGAAAUUUUUCCCCAAACGGUUGUGAUCGAAGAAGACGAAGAAUUAGAUGAAAAUGAUUUGAUUAUCGAGCGACUCUCGAAUGCUUCGGAACACUUUGCCGGUCAGGAUUUAAGCGAGAUGCUAGGAAAUACAGAUGGACAUUUUGAGGAAGGUUCGGAUUCUGAUGGGGAAUUUCAGCUGGAUGAAUCGUUGCUGGCAGAGAGUAGACAGAGAAAACACCGACGCAUGGCCUCGCGGGGACAAAGGAAAAGUGAACUGCAGCAUUGUCCUAAGUGCAAGUUCAAAACGUAUUAUCCUAAAACAUUCGAAGUUCAUAUGCAGAAACAUCUACAGCGGGAGAAAUACCCUUCAAUGCAACGAUGCAAACGUUGCGAUUUGCAGUUCGAAACGAAAAAGGACCUGGACAAACAUAAGCGCCUGGAGCAUCGUGACUUUAUGUGUGAUACGUGCGGGUUAUCAUUUGAGCAGAAGUUUGCUUUGGAAACACAUCGGAAGCGACAUGAAAAUAUUCGUCAAUUCAAAUGCGAAUACUGUCCUAUGGAAUACUACACGCGUCCGGAAAUGUUACUGCAUGUCAAACAGGUACAUCUGAAUGCUUUCCAGGUGAAAUGUACGGAAUGUGGACUGAGCUUCAAGACGAAGUCGACUCUGAACCAGCACAUAAAAACGCAUACGAAUCAGCGAACGCACACGUGUAGUGUGUGCGGAUACGGAUUCAAAUCGUACACCCAUCUAAACCGGCAUAUCAAAUCGGUUCACCAGGACGUUCGAUACAACUGUGAGCAUUGUGAAAUAUCGUACGGACGAAAAGAUAAAUUGCGCAUGCACAUGGAGAAAGUUCACAAUAUUCAAACAUACUUUGUUUGCGAGAUAUGCCUGCAAUCGUAUAAUACUAAAGAUAAAUUGGAAGAGCAUAAAAAUCAUCAUGAAAACCCAAAACCUUUACAGUGUGGCAUUUGUCUGGCAGCCCACAUGAUGCAGGAAGAGUUCGAUAACCAUCUUUGUAUUACCUACAAAGAAAAUUACAUUUGCUGCAGCCGCGACUUUAAGUAUCAUUUCUACUACAACAAGCAUAUGUUUUUAGUUCACGGUUUGAAAACAAAUGUACGUGUCAAACCGACGGAAGGACUUCUUCUCGGACAAGUUCGAGCUAUGAGGAAACAAGCCGAGCGCUGUCCGAAGUGUGAGAUGGAAUUUCCAACACGAAAUCAGAAGAAACAGCACAUGCUAUCCUGUCGAGGACAAAACCCUAUCUUAGCGACUCACAGUUCCAACGAUGAAACAUCAAUGGUCACCACAGCUCAGGUCCCACUUGGUCCGGCUUCUACGGCGACUACUGCCACCACCUACGAGAUAGAAUACAUUGAUAACUAUGAUAAUAAGGAUUUAGUCGUUCAUAAAGUAGAAGUGGUUUGAUCGGUAGGGAAAUAAAAAAAUCACGUGGCUUUGCAUAAUCAUACUUUGCUAGCUUUUCCUGUCACAUGGAGCAUCUUAACGUUGAAAUAUACUUUCAUAUUAAAUAGAAACAAUAAAUAUUAGAUCGGAUCUAAAUCGAUGCGAUAGCA